Varanus komodoensis (Komodo dragon) is the source of this 998-nucleotide messenger RNA. RefSeq names its product ATPase H+ transporting V1 subunit G1 (gene ATP6V1G1). Gene Ontology annotation, cellular component: vacuolar proton-transporting V-type ATPase complex. The record is from RefSeq and is a predicted model, not a curated record. Gene Ontology annotation, biological process: proton transmembrane transport. The transcript has 3 exons. Gene Ontology annotation, molecular function: proton-transporting ATPase activity, rotational mechanism. Bases 84 to 440 code for a protein of 118 amino acids. NCBI's taxonomy places the organism in Eukaryota, Metazoa, Chordata, Lepidosauria, Squamata, Varanidae.
GACGGAACUGAGCGGGCGGCUGGCCGGGCGCGCGCGCCGCAGAGGGGCCGGCAGGAGCUGCGGGGAGCGCCGCGACCGCCGCCAUGGCCAGCCAGUCGCAGGGCAUCCAGCAGCUGCUGCAGGCGGAGAAGCGGGCGGCCGAGAAGGUCGCCGAGGCCCGCAAGCGGAAGAACCGGCGGCUGAAACAAGCGAAAGAAGAGGCCCAGGCCGAAAUUGAGCAGUAUCGCCUACAGAGGGAGAAAGAAUUCAAAGCAAAGGAAGCAGCGGCACUUGGUUCCCAUGGCAGCUCGGCCACUGAAGUGGAAAAGGAAACUCAGGAGAAAAUGUUGGUGCUUCAGAACAGCUUCCAGCAGAGCAGAGAGGAAGUCCUGGGCAAACUUCUCAACUUGGUCUUUGACAUCAAGCCAGAAAUCCACUUGAACUACCGUAUCAAUGGAUAGAGGAGCAUCUAGAAGUAUUGGGCAAUGCUGACUCUUUCCCUUCUCUUUUCCAAGUUCUUAACUUAGUUCCAAGAGGCCUUUUGCUGAAGCAUCUUGCCUCCUUUUUCUAGCCUUUUUGGAGUUCAUCCAAAGAUAGGGAUACACUCAUUCUGUGUUUGAAAAGUGCAUUGUAAUGCACAAGUUUAAAGUGGAAGGUUCAGAUGGGAUGAUCUGUAAUAAGUAUUCAAUUGACACUUUGGCCCCAAGGAGGAGUUGUAAGUUAGGAAGGGUUUGAAGUCUGACGGACUGACUUCUGUACGCCCCUUAAAUUGUGAAUGUAUAAACUGGGCCUGCUGGCAAGUAAUGUCUCCAACUCUAGCCUUGCUAUUAAACAAGGUGCAGGUUUGGUUCAUAAAGCUGUAGAACUUAAUGAUACAGGAGAAUCCAAAGUCUUGUGAAAGUAUUUUGCAGUAGGUUCUAUUUAAGUGAUUGUCCCUUGAUUAUCUUCCUGUUUAACUUGAACUAGAAACCUUCACUUAUGGGUGCUUGAAUCAAAAAUAAAGACCUUAUUUAAUCUGG